Messenger RNA from Xenopus tropicalis (tropical clawed frog), 1119 nucleotides. It is a transcript of the gene hdhd3, whose product is annotated as haloacid dehalogenase like hydrolase domain containing 3. The record is from RefSeq and is marked provisional. Lineage: Eukaryota; Metazoa; Chordata; Amphibia; Anura; Pipidae.
UGCGUGUUUCCGUCCUGGGGGAGGGGAGGAAGGAACGGACCGGAGUAGCGUCCUUGUGUUUCCCUUCCGGUGAGUGAGAAAUGGGGGUGUGAGCGCUGAGCCAGCCAAUGAAAGAUGAGCCUGCGGCUGAUCACAUGGGAUAUAAAAGAUACCCUGCUGCGAGUCCGGGUGCCGGUGGGGCAGCAGUAUUUUGCCGAAGCCAAGAGGCAAGGUCUCUGUAUGGACCCCGGUUCCUUGGAGACAUCGUUCCGUAACGCCUACCGGACUCAGAGCCGGCUCUUCCCCAACUACGGGUUGGCGCAGGGCAUGGACUCCCGGCAGUGGUGGUUGGAUGUGGUGUUGCAGACAUUCCGACUCUCCGGCGCUGAGGAUGAUGAGACCAUCCGGUCCGUGGCCCAACAGCUCUACCAAGACUUUUCCACUGCCCGUAACUGGGCCGUGGUACCGGGAGCCAGGGAGGCGCUGGAAUCCUGCAAGGGGCUGGGGCUCAAGAUGGCGGUGAUCUCUAACUUUGACAGGCGGCUGGAGGAGGUGCUAGAGCAGUGCGGCCUGGGGGGGUAUUUUGAGUGGGUACUCACCUCUGAGAGCGCCGGGGUGGCCAAACCCGACCUGGGGAUAUUCCGGCAGGCGCUGAGCUUGGCCGAGGUGCCACCCCACCAAGCGGCGCACGUGGGGGACGAUUAUGUCAACGACUAUUGGGCGGCACGAAUGGCGGGAAUGCGCAGCUACCUCAUCCGCCCCCGCGCUCCCCCCAAACCCCUGCAGUGGAACGUCCCGGAGGAACAUGUGAUCCACUCCCCCCAGCAGCUCAUUCCCAAACUGGAAGGGCUUCUAUUAAACUCACCCACCUAGUUAUACCAUGUGGUUUGUGCAAAGGGAAUGAUGGGAAAGUGGGAGGGGCCUUGUAGAAGCAGCAGAUCCUUAUAUCUAGUUGGGGUUUGUCUUCAUCACUUCAGUUAUACCAUGUGACACACAGCAGUUAGCCAAUCGCUUUACAUCAACUGCCCCCUGAGCCCGGCUGCCUCAUUCAGCUGCUGGCAUGAUCUGGGCACGCCCCGCCCUGCUGGAGUUUGUACAUAUACCGGCUCUGUGUCAAUAAAUACAUUAUCUCUGCCAGAA